Molecule: messenger RNA, 1097 nt
Organism: Funneliformis mosseae
Lineage: Eukaryota; Fungi; Glomeromycota; Glomeromycetes; Glomerales; Glomeraceae
Source: the annotation of a GenBank genome assembly
GGAAUUCGGAAAAGAAUUUCGAAAAAAUCAUAACAUUUGCGAACACUGGUAUUAAAGUGGAUUUAGAUAAAGAAGUAAUCAUUCUUUCUCCGCUACCAGGAACCGAAAGUGAAACUCGUAUUUAUAAGCACUGUUGUUAUGAAUAUUUCAAGAAUUUCAUCCUCCAAAGCAAAAAAUAUAAGCGCUACUGUAUCACUGGGAACCCAGGAACCGGAAAAACUUUUAUCGGACGUUUUAUUAUGUGUGUUUUGCUAAAGGAACAUCCGUACCUGAUUACUCGUAAUAAGAAGGAUGUUUUUGAUGUGGAAUGGGUUCAACCAGAGUAUUAUGCUGAUGUUGCAGAAAGAGAAAAAGUAUGGUGUAUCAUUGAUGAAAAUGAUUUGGAAAGAUGUCGAUCUUUGAUCUAUCCUCAUGAAUUUUAUGAACUAUGUGGUGGUAUUCCAAGAAUCAUCUUCAAAUUCAUGUUAGAUAAGAUAGAUAAAAUGAUUGCAGCUUCUAUUAACAAAGUCAACACUAACAUACACAGAUUUAUUGAAACACUCAACGAAGGGGAUGACUACAGUCAUAACCUUAUACAUAUUUACACCAAUAAUGAAAAAAUGAAUGUUAGCAAUAUCAGUAGGCUUACUUUCAUCAGUCACCCUUAUACUUUUUGUGAGUUAAAAUUCACUUCAACAAUUAUUGGUGAUAAAGUUUUUGCAAAACUAAAAGCAUAUUACAAGGAGGAAACAUACAAGUUUGUUUUUGCAUCAUCAUCUGUACCAUUAUUAAGUUCUAUACGUGGUUAUAUGUUUGAGAUUAUAGCAUAUAAUGAACUCAGUACUGAUGACAUUGAAGAUAAUAAAUAUUGUAAAUUAGUAGCUAAAAACUUUAAGACAAUUGAUGCCAUCUAUAUUGAAAGAAAAUACGAUAUGACAUUUCAAAUAACAGUAGAAAAAUCACACAAUAUAAAACAACAUAGAUAUGAUUUAUUAUAUGAAAAGCUAGGUGAAACAACAAUUCACAGUGAGAAGGAAAAAAAUGGUCAAGCUAAAGAUGUAGUGAAUGUUAGAUCAUGGAUCAAAAAAAGUGUAACACAGUAUGCAUUACUUUUAGAU